AUGAACUCCAACUCGGUCAAUAUGCCACAGUCGGAGCUGAAGUGCAACAUCUGCCCCCGGAAGCCCAAGUUCAGCGAUGUCUCUCACCUUCUGACCCAUGUGAGCUCGAAAGGGCAUCUGUCUCACUACUUCAAGCUACAGGUACGCAGCCAGCAGGAACCCCAGGCUGGUGAGCUGCUGGCUGCGUAUGACCGGUGGUAUAAGCAGAAUAAGCUGGCCAACCUGUUGUCAGACCGUAUGCUAGCAAAAGAAGCCCGGACUGGCAAAGGCUCCCGAGCCAGUAACCGCUCAAGUCUUCCGGUUGCCUUUUCCCAUCAGCCGUCGACAACUGUGGCUCCACCUACCAACCGGAAUGCCUCCAUUACAUCCAGUCCUAGGAGAGGUUCGCUUCCUAGCUUCUUGGAUCCCCAGCUCUCUCAGAAUUACUAUACCUACGACGCUCAAGGAAACCGUAUCUCUGGCAGAACAUACUCUCCCAUGUCUGUUUCGAGUAUGAUCAACCCCAAUCCUCAGCCUGGAUAUGGCUGGCACCAACAAACUCAAUAUCAGCCCCAGACCACUUUGCAAGCCUCGUCGGUGCAAACCGUAUGGAAGGAUGGAGAUGAGACGGAGUCAGACGGAGAGGGAAGUCCUCUGAUGGCCAGGCGAAUGAGGAGAGGGUCGUUGCUACACCCAUCUCUUCGCUUUGUUCGGCGAUCCAUAACUCCCGACCCCUUCAUUGACGAUGAUGCUGCUUAUGAGUAUGAUGACCAGGAAGACCAGAGUCAGCGUGGAAGCGAUGAGGUGAACCGGCUGAAAGGGGUCUUUUGGCCUGGGAUGGAUAUUUUUGAUUCUGCAACUGAAGAAAUGAGACGUAAACGCAAUCAGAAGAAGGAUGGUUCCAUUAUCAAGCAAAUGGAAGAGACAUCCGAAAGCGUCGAACCUACCGAGCUAGUGUUCUCCCCUAACGGUACCCUUCGGAAACAGCGUGUCAUCUCUGGGAUGGUUGACGAUAGUAGCCCACUGAAGGGAGAGACUCCUAUCCCGAAGACGAAGGUAACCCGUCCUCGUAGACGACCUAUGUCUCAGUUGAGUGGAAAUGUGCAGAUGGCACAAAACAGGUACAGGAUGAGGAUUAGGGAGCAGAGCCGCGCUGCUCAGCUCGAAAAGCUGUCUCAGCAGGCAUUACUGCUCGGUGGUCACGGCGAUCCGAUGAACUAUCCUCCGCUGGACACCCACCGCAAUGCGCUCUUUAACACAUCCAACUUUGUUUAUAUCCACAAAAAUAAGGUCCCGGCUAAUACCUUUAUCACACUAGAAGCAUACCGUGGGAAAGAGAAUGUUGACCCUAUGUUUUCCCAUGAGCGAAAUUUUCAGAAGCAACAGUACUAUUACGGAUAUCCAUCCCAAAACGAGAACGAUAACUAUGGAUACUCAACGAACCCCUUGUCUUAUGCCGCCUCUCAGCAAUCUUGUGACUCUGGUUCCAAUAGGGCUGGCAUUAGGGACACUAUGACCGUUGAUACCAAAGACUUAUUUGGUCAGCAGGCACCAGGAGUUUUCCAGAACGCAUCUCCCAAAAGCCCCAUGGCUGAAAUGGGCCACGAUGACAUUGCUCGGAUGUAUUUUAAUGGCCCGCUAGAGUGA
Messenger RNA from Trichophyton benhamiae CBS 112371, 1626 nucleotides. RefSeq lists its product as uncharacterized. The record is from RefSeq and is a predicted model, not a curated record. The transcript is spliced from 2 exons. Bases 1 to 1626 code for a protein of 541 amino acids. Lineage: Eukaryota; Fungi; Ascomycota; Eurotiomycetes; Onygenales; Arthrodermataceae.